Molecule: messenger RNA, 2001 nt
Organism: Prunus armeniaca (apricot)
Lineage: Eukaryota; Viridiplantae; Streptophyta; Magnoliopsida; Rosales; Rosaceae
Source: the annotation of a GenBank genome assembly
AUGGAUAUUCCUACUACUCCAACUGAUAAUAAUGGGUUACCCAGUUCAGAAACCCAGACAAACAGGCGCAGGAGAAAGAAGUCUAUUGUUUGGGAGUACUUCACAAUUGAAACUGUUGGGGCUGGAAGUACUAAGGCUUUCUGUAAGCAGUGCAAGAGAUCUUUUGCUUACAUUACUGGUUCAAAGCUCGCAGGCACAAGCCACCUAAAACGACAUAUUGCCUUGGGAAUCUGCCCAGUAAGUCGUCAGAAAAAUCAGAUGACUUCUUUUACACCAGGCUCUAAUACUGCUGCUACUGAUCCACCAAAACGACGAUCCAGAGCAAAUUCUGGAUAUGCGAGAGUCUCUUUUGAUCAGGACCGUUGCAAUCAUGACAUUGCUAAGAUGAUAAUUAUGCAUGGGUAUCCACUUCACAUUGCUGAACAACUAGGAUUCGUCAAUUUUGUUCAAACACUUCAACCACAGUUCAAUUUGGUAAGCUGGAACACUGUUCAAAAUGAAUGCGCGGGUAUUUACCUUAGAGAAAAACAAAACCUUUUGAAUCUUAUCAGUGGAAUUCCAGGGAAGGUCAGCCUUACAGUGGAUUUGUGGACUUCAAAUCAGAACCUGGGCUAUGUAUUCUUAACAGGACACUUCAUUGAUGAUCACUGGAAUUUAUAUCGUCAGAUUCUUAAUGUUGUUAUGGUACCAUCUCCAGAUUCAGGUGACACUUUUAGUCAAGCUAUUUUGACCUGCUUAUCCGAUUGGCAUCUGGAGGGCAGGUUGUUUACCCUCACACUUGACCAAUCCCUCUCUAAUGAAACCAUAAUUGGAAAUCUUAAAGGACUUCUUUCUGUCAAGAACCCACACAUGCUCAACAGUCAGUUAUUGCUACGAAAUUGCUAUGCUCGCGUUUUGAGUAGUCUUGCAUGUGAUGUACUGGUGGCAAUGCGCGAAACAAUUGCGAAAGUUCGUGAAAGCGUCAAGUUUGUGAAAACUUCAGAAUCCCAUGAAGAAAAGUUUGUUCAGCUGAAGCAACAACUUCAAGUUCCUAGCACAAAGAACCUUUCAGUCGAUGACCUAACUAAAUGGGACACAACUUAUCAUAUGUUGGUGGCAGCUUGUGAAUUGAGGGAAGUAUUUGCUUGCUUGGAUACAUAUGAUCCUGAUUACAACAUAAAUAUAUUGUUGGAGGAAUGGAAGCAGGUAGAGACUCUAUGCACAUACUUAAAGCUUUUGUUCGAUGCAGCCAACAUUGUAACUGCCCCAGUGUACCCUUCAGCCAAUGUAUUCUUUCAGGAAGUAUCAAGAAUUCAAAUGGAACUGAUGCAUGCAGCCAUGAGUGUGGAUCCCUUUGUCAGCUACCUGAUGAGACCUCUGUAUGAAAAAUUUGACAAAUAUUGGGAAAACUGCUGCCUUGUUUUAGCAGUUGCUGUUAUUAUGGAUCCGAGGUACAAAAUGAAAAUUGUAGAGCUCGAGUUCAACAGAAUCUAUGGUGAGAAUGCCGAGACAUGGAUUAGGAUUAUUGAUGAUGGCAUUCAUGAACUGUUCCUUGAUUACAUGAUGCAAAUGCUUACUCUACCUGAAACACCAAUGGAUGAAGGGAAUGACAGCAUCAUCAAAACAGAGGCACCUGAAGAAGCAUCUCAGGAGGGGUCUCUGCUGUCUUCUGUGGAUGGGCUCCAAGAUUUUGAAUUGUACAUAUCUGAUAUCACAGGUGGCCCGCAAAUGAAGUCAGAACUAGAUCAGUAUCUGGAAGAGGCCUUUACGGAUCGAGUGGAAGACUUCGAUGUUCUGGUUUGGUGGAGACUGAACAGAAUGAAGUACCCAACUCUCUCUAGGAUGGCUUCUGAUAUUUUGUCGAUAUCGGUGUCUACCGUUGCCUCUGACUCUGUGUUUGACACUGAAAUAAAAAGAAUGGAUAGUUAUCGGACUUCAUUGGGUCCAGCAACUCUUGAGGCCCUUAUCUGCGCCAAAGAUUGGCUUAAAUAUGGAUCAUUCCCACAACCUCCAGCACUUUAA